CAAUAGGGGUAACACCUAAAUCAGCAAUACACACAAAAAAAUACGCUAGCCUAAGACUCCAAUAAAAAAAUCCGCCGCUGACAAAUUGGGCAGACGCUCUCUCUCUUUCGACUGAACAGAACCGGUGACCCCUCCCAUCGCCGGAAGCCCGCCUGACCAUCCCUGCCCUUCUUCUUCAAUCUCCAGUCCUAACGCCUCAGGUUGGAGAUGAGCGGCUGAACCCUCUCAAAAACAACGACCACCUCAGUCGUCCCCUAAAUCAGUCGUCCCCUCAAUCAGUCGCCAACCACACGCAUGCGAACGACCAUCGCAAAACCAUAACAACCGCCACCAUUCGCCAAAAUCCCCAACCUAAGAACCUCCUUUCCAUCGCUGCUCCUUCUGCUUCAGAGUUUCAGAAAAUUGGAGAAAUUGAAAAACUGAAAUUGGAAGUGUUUGAAUGUGAGAAAUCUUUGAUGUGUUUGAAUGUGAGAAAUUGAAAAACUGAAGCGUUUAGGUUAUAGUUAUGUUUUCGGAUUAGAUCCGUUCGUCUUUGGCUUAUUGAUACUGCGAUCAAUCUGUUCCUAUUAGUUUGUGGUGACACGCGCUAAUUUGUAUCCUUGUUCCAUAUUCAAAUUCAUUUUAGUUUCUGCAUUCUAAGAGUCACUUUGUCGAAUGUUUUCGUCUAUUCCCAGGAGGUAGCACAUGAGAUAAUUUGAUUGAAUGAUCAGUAUGGUUUUUUUUAAAAGCACGUGUCAUUUGAUCUUUAAAUUAUGGUUGGGUAAUCCGUCCUAAUCCUAAAAUAGGAAUAGUGUCUUGAAUGUCUUCGAAGUUCGAGCAACGAAUAUUUCACCAUGUUCCAUGUCGAACUAAGUCCGUUUCCUGUUUCUAAAGUUUGAGCAUAUAGUUUGUGAUCUCGCCUAAGUUUCCAUGUGUUCGAAUGAAAGAAAUGGACCAGCUCGCGUGUUGAAUGUUUAAAUUUUCUUGAAAAUAAGUAUCAUGUCUAUUAGUUUAUCACUAAGGUGGAAGUUCUAAUCAAAUUUUGGUCUAUUGUGUGUUCUUUAAAUCGGCUUGGUGCACAUGUUGAGUUCUUAGGAUAAUUGAAUGUAUAUAAGUUCGAAUUUCUCCGUCAAGAUGUGGAUCAAUUUUCUUCGGGGCAAGACCUGUUACAUUUAUGUUUUGGAUUUAUCCUCUGUGAUCUACUCCCCUGCCUGCUCCCUUAAAAUAGUAUAUACUAGUUUGUAGAAGUUGUUUCACUGCUUUCAUUGUUAUUUGGAGAAUGUUGCUUUUUCUCAUCAAGUUUUGCCUCUGAGAGUUAAAGAUAUAUUAGUUAGUUCAAUAUGUGCCUGCUGUUUAUAUGUGACUGAACGUGAGGAUGAAAGAAAAUAAAGCCAAGAGGGUUAUUUGGGAUCAGACGUGAGGAGAAAUCUGAAAAGUAAAAGAGACGAUACUGGGAUUCUCGAAGAAGUAAGGCGGAGAACAUGAAUCAAAGGGCAGGAGGAAGAGGGAGGCCGUCCGGAACCGAUGGCUCUGAUUUCUCCUACCGCAUGGUCGUCGAUUCCAGAUACACGAAAGUUGCAAAGGCAAAGUAUCGUCUUGCCAAAUUGAUCUUCGCUCAGGCAGUCACUCAAUUGAUGAUAGCAGCUAAUGUAUUUAUUUCAUUGUCAAAGAAGGAGUCUCGUGAUAGAGUUUCUGUUUCUUCCCUUGCAAUUGGCUUGGUGUCUAUUCUGGCAGGGGAACUAGGUCGAAAGAGAAGCAGAUCCAAUUUUUUGAAGUUUUAUGUCUUUGGGUCAUCCAUGGCGAUCCUGCUGCCAGUGGCAUAUCUUGCUAUGAGCAAUCUCUCAUUGGAGGCUUUUCAAAAUUUUACAAGUUUGGAGACUCUAAAGAUUGCAGCUGUCCUACUAGGAUUUGUGGUACAAUUUUUUGUUAUUGGUACAACCAUUUCUCUUAUUAAAAAUAUGGCACCUCCUAAGAGGGCUUGUUGAUUAAUAGUGUAACUCUGGUGUUAUUCCAAAUGUCGUUGACUGUCUAAAGAGUGUUCUUAUACGCUUCUGAUUCAACGGAGAUGCUGCUGUAAGUUGCCUUUAUCAAUGCAAUUUUUGCAGGCUUUUCUGAUUUAACAUUAUCUCAUGAGCGUUUGACAUGUUCAACCUUAGCCUGUUAGUGUAUCAGCCUGGUUGUACCUAGGCUUUGUUUUUCUUUUCCUUCUCAGUGAAUCUUAGACCAUUUUUCCUUUUUUGACCAUUUGCUAAUCUAUGUUGCUAGUUACUUUUUUAGGCUAUCAUUUUUUUCUGAGAGUGAAUAUGCAAAGAGAUAUUACGA
Nicotiana attenuata is the source of this 2301-nucleotide messenger RNA. Its product is annotated as protein jagunal homolog 1-like. Lineage: Eukaryota; Viridiplantae; Streptophyta; Magnoliopsida; Solanales; Solanaceae. Gene Ontology annotation, biological process: vesicle-mediated transport; endoplasmic reticulum organization. The transcript has 7 exons. Gene Ontology annotation, cellular component: endoplasmic reticulum membrane. The coding region runs from base 1461 to 1964 and encodes 167 amino acids. The record is from RefSeq and is a predicted model, not a curated record.